AUGAAACUCUCCGCCAGUCUUUUCGCUCUCGCCAGCGCCGAUAUUUGUGGCCAAUGUGAAGACCACGUCGCCGCCGUCAACGAGUGGCACAAUCAAGACAACAUCGUCUGCUCUCGAUACACUCAUCCCCGAGACUACGCCCAGUUCAACUCCCGCGCCGCCUGCAAAGAAUGCAAGAUCAAGUGCGUCCCCACCGAGGAUGCUUGCCCCGGAACCGACGAUCUCGAAGCUGGAUUCUGGAACAAGACAGCGAUGAAGAUCCGAGAACAGUACAUCGAGAGAGCCGCGCAAAUGCAGGCUGAGAAGGAGAAGGAGAAAGCCGAAGCUCGAUUGGCCAGAAACUUGACCAAAGAAAUGGCCAAGUACGAGAAAAUCAAGAACAAGGUCGAAGAAAAACAAGCCAAAGAAGACAACAAGGCAUGGAAGAAGGCCGACUGGGAAGCCUGGCGACAAAACAAGCGCGACGAAGCCAACGCUCGACGCGCCGCCGCCAAACAAGCCAAGAAAGAAGCUAAAGCCGCUGCCAAGGCAGCUAAAGAAGAAGCUAAGCGCAAGCGACUUGAAAAACGAGCACUCGCAGAUGAGAACAAGGUCCUCUUCGCCUUCUACGCCGAUUUGGAGGAGCACUACGAUCCCCUCUGCCCCGACAUGUUCCUGAUCAAGGACAACAAGAAACUCGCCCGACAGUAUUCCGAUUGGUUGAUGCUCCAGGCUUAA
Oikopleura dioica is the source of this 717-nucleotide messenger RNA. Lineage: Eukaryota; Metazoa; Chordata; Appendicularia; Copelata; Oikopleuridae. The record is from the annotation of a GenBank genome assembly.